CCUCCAGGCUCCAGGUUAGAAUAUACAGCGCAAAGAGAUGCCUGAAUAUUGUGUGACUGGAGGCACAGGCUUCAUAGCAUCAUACAUAGUAAAGUCACUGCUUGAAAGGGGACAUACUGUACGUACCACUGUUCGAAAUCCAGAGAAUGUAGAGAAGGUAGGAUUUUUAUGGGAAUUGAGGGGAGCUAAAGAGCAACUCAAAGUCAUGAAAGCUGAUUUGAUGGAAGAAGGAAGCUUUGAUGAAGCCAUCCAAGGUGUUGAUGGUGUCUUCCAUACUGCUGCUCCAGUGCUCGUGCCAUAUGACGAAAACGUUUUUUUGCAGGCCAAUUUGAUUGAACCCAGUAUGAAAGGAACUCUGAACGUCCUAAAGUCAUGCGCAAAGGCAACUACUGUCAAAAGGAUUGUAUUUACCUCUUCCUGUUCUGCAAUAAGAUAUCGCGCAGACAUCCAGCAGAUUUCUCCUCUCAACGAGUCACACUGGAGCGAUGCUGAGUACUGCAAAAACCAUAAUCUUUGGUAUGCGUAUGCAAAGACAUUAGCUGAGCAGUCGGCAUGGCAAAUGGCCAAGGAAAGUGGUCUUAAUUUGGUAGUUGUCAAUCCAUCAUUCGUGAUUGGUCCUGUGCUCGGACCACAGCCAACUAGCACACUCCUUCUAUUGCUUGGGAUAAUUAAAGGUGCAAUGGGCGAGUAUCCAAACCAGGAAAUAGGAUUUGUACACAUAGAGGACGUGGUAGCAGCGCACAUUCUGGCCAUGGAAGAAAGCACGGCAACUGGAAGGCUAAUUUGCUCAAGCUCAGUGGCUCACUGGUCUCAAAUCAUAGACAUGAUGAAAGCUAAAUACGAAGGCUACCCAUAUGAAAAUAAGUGCGGGACUCAGAAAGGAGAUGACAAGCCUCAUAGCAUGGAUACUAGCAAAAUUGAGCAACUGGGAUUUCCGGGCUUUAGAACAAUUUCUCAAAUGUUUGAUGAUUGCAUCAGAAGUUUCCAAGACAAGGGCUUUCUUUGA
Beta vulgaris subsp. vulgaris (sugar beet) is the source of this 1006-nucleotide messenger RNA. Its product is annotated as tetraketide alpha-pyrone reductase 2. The coding region runs from base 38 to 1006 and encodes 322 amino acids. Gene Ontology annotation, molecular function: oxidoreductase activity, acting on the CH-OH group of donors, NAD or NADP as acceptor. Lineage: Eukaryota; Viridiplantae; Streptophyta; Magnoliopsida; Caryophyllales; Amaranthaceae. The record is from RefSeq and is a predicted model, not a curated record. The transcript has 6 exons.